UGAGUCACCUGACCGCUGCCCGCGCCGCCCGCCGGGCUCGCUCGCUGCAGUCAGUCGGGCCGCGCGGCGCCUCGGCUCUGCUUUGAUGACGACGAGAAGCAUGCUUUCACUGGACCGCCCGACACCGUUUGCUACGCAGAAUGUCUCUGAGUGAGAACGCGGUGUUUGCCUACGAGUCUUCGGUGCAUAGCACCAACGUGUUGCUCGGCCUCAACGACCAGCGGCAGAAGGACGUGCUAUGCGACGUCACCGUCCUGGUGGAGGGCCAGCGCUUCCGUGCCCACCGGUCGGUGCUGGCGGCAUGCAGCAGCUACUUCCACUCGAGAGUCGUUGGCCAGGCCGACGCAGAGCUUAGCAUUCCUCUGCCGGAAGAGGUGACAGUUAAAGGAUUUGAACCUUUAAUUCAGUUUGCCUACACUGCCAAACUGAUUUUAAGUAAGGACAAUGUGGAUGAAGUGUGCAAGUGUGUGGAAUUUUUAGGUGUUCGUGAUAUAGAGGAGUCCUGCUUCCAGUUUCUGAAAUUUAAGUUUUUGGACUCCACUGCAGACCAGCAAGAAUGCCUCAGAAAGAAAUGCAUCCCUGCACGCUGUCAGAAAGCAGACCUUAAAUUCUCACUUUUGGACCAGAGGGAUUUAGAAAUUGACGAAGUGGAGGAAUUUUUGGAAAACAAAAAUGUCCAGCCCCCUCAAUGGAAACUGCAUAGGUAUCAAAGCGGUGCAAAGGCAUCAUCUCCUCUACAAGACAGUGCCAGUCAAACCUGUGAAUCCAUGUGCUUAGAAAAGGAUGCUGCUCUGGCUUUGCCAUCUUUAUGCCCCAAGUACAGGAAAUUCCAAAAAGCAUUUGGAACGGACAGAGUCCGUACUGUGGAAUCCAGUGUCAAAGACGUUCAUGCUUCUCCUGCUCAGCCCAACGAGACCUCUGAAAAUGAAUGUCUGGGAGUCCAGGAGUGUGCGGAUCUGCAGGUGAUUUUAAAAUGUGAAGAAAGUAAAUUAGGAAUGGAACAUGAAGAAACCAAGAAGAAAGAGCCUGCUUCUCAGUGCCCAUCAGAAAAGCCAGAAGUGACUCCUUUCCCCCACAAUUCUUCUGCAGCCCCUCACGGGCUCUAUUCUCUGUCUCUUUUACACACCUACGACCAAUAUGGUGACUUGAAUUUUGCUGGAAUGCAGAACGCAGCAGUGUUAACAGAAAAGCCUUUGUUGGGUACAGAUGUUCGGGAAGAGAGAACUUUCGGUGAAAGUCAGGAUUUACAUUUGAAACCUGACUCGGGCCCCAGGGAAGAUAGUAGCCUUGCCUCCAGCGAUCGGAGCAGCGUGGAGCGGGAAGUGGCAGAACACCUAGCAAAGGGCUUCUGGAGUGACAUUUGCAGCACAGAUUCCCCUUGCCAAAUGCAGUUAUCACCUGCCGUGGCCAAAGAUGGCUCCGAACAGAUCUACUCCCAGAAACGGUCUGAGUGUCCCUGGUUAGGUAUCAGAAUCAGUGAGAGCCCGGAACCGGGUCAGAGGACUUUCACAACGUUAAGUUCCGUCAACUGCCCUUUCAUAAGUACUCUGAGUACCGAAGGCUGUUCUAGCAAUUUGGAAAUUGGAAACGAUGAGUAUGUUUCAGAACCCCAGCAGGAGCCUUGCCCGUAUGCUUGCGUCAUUAGCUUGGGAGAUGACUCGGAGACGGAUACUGAAGGUGACAGCGAGCCCUGUUCGGCCAGAGAACAAGACUGCGAGGUGAAGCUGCCAUUUAAUGCACAACGAAUAAUUUCACUCUCUCGAAAUGAUUUUCAAUCCUUGUUGAAAAUGCACAAGCUGACCCCAGAGCAGCUCGAUUGUAUCCAUGACAUUCGAAGGAGAAGUAAAAACAGAAUUGCUGCACAGCGCUGCCGCAAGAGAAAACUUGACUGCAUACAGAAUCUUGAAUCAGAAAUCGAGAAGCUGCAAAACGAAAAGGAGAGCCUGCUGAAAGAGAGAGAUCACAUUCUGUCAACUCUGGGUGAGACGAAGCAGAACCUCACCGGACUUUGCCAGCAAGUCUGUAAAGAGGCAGCGCUGAGUCAAGAACAGAUACAGAUACUCGCCAAGUACUCAGCUUCAGACUGCCCCCUUUCGUUUUUACUUUCUGAAAAAGGAAAAAGUACUCCUGAUGGUGAACUUGCAUUACCAUCCAUCUUGAGUUUACCCGAGGGGCCCCCCGUGGUGGGAGAGCCAGGCCCUCGCCAUCCCAGCGCCAAGGGCGGGGGGUCGGCGGGCUGUGCGCCCGGCCCGGAGCCCCGGCUCGCCGCUGCCCCCGAGCAGGCCGGCCCCGCGGACCCAGGUCGGCAGGGGGGUGGCAUCUCUGAUUUCUGCCAGCAGAUGACAGACAAAUGUACUACUGAUGAGUAACCUCACAUUCACUUCCUGCACACCGUCUCGUUCUCCGCUGCAGUUGUGACGACUUCCGAGCAUAACACAGCCUCUGGCUCUUAACAGUAUUGGCCAUUGGCCCCUGCUAGCUUGGCUAUUAAGAGAAUUCCUCUGAAGCCAAUCCUGACUUUCCUUUGAUUUCCAUGAGGUGCAGAAACUACACAUCCCCCCGGAUCCUAAAAAAUCACUUGUGAAACUGGAGUAAGGCUUCAAAAACUACGUUUUAAAGAAUAAUCACUAUUAGUAGUAACUCUUCCCAGUAUGCGAAAUGAAUUUGACAGUGAAAACUGCAGCGUAACAAAGGUUUAACAGCUUGAAGCAUCCGCAGAGAGUUCCUGUAAAGAAGUGGCCUGCAAAGUUUCACAACCCAACCUUUUGCCCUCCACUGGUUUAAAAGGAAAUGCUGCCCCCACCCCCCAUGUCAUGCUGCUAGAGCUCAGCUCUGCCUUGCAGUGGGAUGUCAGCCGUCUGGGGACUUGUGUAGAGCUGCAGUGUGAGAAGCGUGGUCGUGCCCGAAUCCUGGAGCCUUGCUCUUCCCCCACCACCACCAGGGCUCGCUGAGCCUGCGCUGCGACCCCGGAGCACGUUGGGAAUACGCAGGGGACAGAGGCACGUGGUGGCCCCGGGCAGAGGCUUCGGCUGCUCCUCAGUGUCGACCUCGGAAAUGCUGGCUGCGUAAACAGCAGAGAAGUGUCAUUCCUCCUUUGUUUUUUCUCUGCAGUCUCCACCACAGCUGGGUCCAUCAUGAUCUUUCCGGUUCCUGCCAUUCUCGUCCUUCUGGAAGAAGUAGGACUUGGGACACAGUGGCAUGAGGGGCCUCCCUGGACUACCGGAGAGCUUCCCCAAAUACAAGGCUGUCUGCCUUCCCGCCACAGGUCAGCACCCAGACAUCACGGGGAAAGAAAACUGCUUACAUUUAUCAGUAGUGGCAGUUCAUCUUCCAUCCUGUUUUUGAAGUCCCGUGGUUUACUUGUAAACAGCAUUAUUGUAGAUGAAACAUAUCUACACACAGCCGUGCAGGUUUGUGAAAUAGGAUGGAGCUCAGUCUCGUUCUGUUGUGGGUUUGAAUCUGGAAACCAGACUUAAUCUUUUUCCCCUCCCCCAAAACUGGUAUAUAAGGGCACACAAAUCACUUUGACUUGGGCAUUUUGUAAUCGAAUCGGUCUUUGUGUUCAUUCAAUCCUGGUUUAAAAUAAAGCUUUUAUAGUCUUAGCACUAACGCCCCAACAUUUUGCAGUGGCUCUUAAGCCAUUUUGGUGUUACAGGCUUGUUUGAGAGUCCGGUAUAUUUACAGACCAUGGACCUUCUCAAUGUUUGUGUUUGUUUUUUUUUAAUUGCAUAUAUUCACAUUUGCAGAACCUAGUUUCAAAGGGUACACAUACACAGGAGUAAUUUAUCAUGUUUGGAUUGGAAAAGUACUUAAUUUCACCAAGAGAAAACUUGCCUGCAUACAGAAUCUCGAAUCAGAAUACCUGAGAGAGAAGCUUAUCGAUUGCAUCCCGAGUCUUGUGAAGGACCUAUGUAGUUAACGUGGCAGUCGAGCAUCCGUCCCACAGGAGUGAGUCUAUAGCAAGUAGACCUUUGCCGUGACUGCAUAUGGGGACCAGAGUUAAUAUGUAUCAAAUGUUACCCUUUUCAAAGGGUGGGCGGGGAGGGCGGGCAGAUACUGCUAGUAUAUUUUCAGUGGUUUGUAGGUUAUCUCUGCUAUUGACUUAGUUGUAAGAGAAAACUAGUUGGGUUUGUUUAUUUUCUAGAGGCUUUUAUAAGAGUACUUAAGAACUUGUCAGGGAGAAUAAUUCUAUGAUAAUACAUCCCAUACUACAGAAGAAUUGUGUGUGUAUACCUAUAUAUAUGUAUAGAUAUAUAGAUAAUAUCCCCAUGUACCUAGCUCUUUGAUACUUGUAAUUUAAAAUUUUAACUCCAAAAUAUAAAAUAAUAUAAAAACUUCUCUGGUUUACAAAAUGUAAAAUCUUAUACAAACCAAUGGAAUCCUUGAUUUCCUACCUCAGUGUCCACUCAACUGUUUGUCAUAUCAAUUUGUGUAUGUGCAGAUGUCACAUAACCUUUUGCUUUAAUGGCUACUGUAAAUAACUGCUUUGAAAGGUUACUUAAUAUUUUAUGAUGCAACCUAGUUGUCUCCAGAACUGAACUAUGAUUUUUAAGACACUUGGUUUAGAUUUCUCUCUACAUAUAAAUAGUUUAGCAUUAAGGGUUUAUUUUGACGAUAUUCUGAUUAUCGGCCAAGUGUGAUAUUUUGUAAAAUACAGCAUUACUUUUAAUAGCCAGCAUGUAAUACAAGUAACCACACUACCUCAUACCUACAUGAUUUUCAAAUUGUAGUACAGAGGGACAGAGAGAUAAAAGAUUUUAUCUUUGUUUUUCAGCCAUAAGGUAGGGAAGUUUUCUAUAUAUUGCAUAGCAUUACACAUUUAUGCCUAUUUUAACAUUAACUUCUAAAGAAGUUUUUUUCUAAGAAAGUUUGUUUUGAGGUUUUUUUUUUUUGUUUUUUGUUUUUUUUUUUGAGGCUGCCGAAGACAAAUGACAGGAUUAUGUAUAUACAGUGUAUAUCUUUUCCUUCAUGCAGAAUUUUGGAAAGGUUGUUUUCAGUUUGUAUAUGGCAUAUUUACACGAUCAUUGUUCCUUAUUUUAUGAAUUGGGCUUCUCAGUGCUUGAUGUUUUUUUUUUAAAAAAAACUGUUAUGUCUAACUCCGUAAAAUAACAUUACCUUAAAAUUGUUUUCAUUGUUUGAAUUCUACAGCUAUAGCAAAUAAUUUGUUGUCUAAUUGUUAAGUUCAAAACAAAUAUGGUUAUAAAUUAAAUCUUGGUUCUCCAUCUGUAAAUUUUAUAACCUAACUGUAGCUUAAUGCUUAACCAAUUUUAAAUAAGGAACUAAAUAUAUUUGAUGCAGUAGACGAUACAGGUUGCAUGUGGAUACUUUGCCACAUUAACAACUUGGGGAAAAAAAAAACAAAUGGCAAUGCUAUAAUAAAUUCUCAGGUGAACUUUUUUCAGUUUUGAAACAUCUAUUUUGAAUCUGUAAAUAUUUUAAGUGUUUUAUUAGGCAUGUAAUAAACUAUUCUUUGAACUCUAUUGGGCAGAUUGAAAAUUUAAAGCCAUAAUGGUAAAAGGUGGCAUACUGAUGGUGAAAUAAACAGAAAUAAUAACAUCUAUUGAUUUUUUUUGUAUCUUUCAUAAUACAAUUUUCUAAUAAUGCAAUAAAACCACUAAAUUUAUAUACCCAGA
This is a messenger RNA of Hyaena hyaena (striped hyena), 5633 nucleotides long. RefSeq names its product BTB domain and CNC homolog 1 (gene BACH1). Gene Ontology annotation, biological process: regulation of transcription by RNA polymerase II. Gene Ontology annotation, molecular function: DNA-binding transcription factor activity, RNA polymerase II-specific; protein binding; RNA polymerase II cis-regulatory region sequence-specific DNA binding. The record is from RefSeq and is a predicted model, not a curated record. Bases 141 to 2369 code for a protein of 742 amino acids. NCBI's taxonomy places the organism in Eukaryota, Metazoa, Chordata, Mammalia, Carnivora, Hyaenidae. The transcript has 5 exons.